This is a messenger RNA of Sphenostylis stenocarpa, 540 nucleotides long. Lineage: Eukaryota; Viridiplantae; Streptophyta; Magnoliopsida; Fabales; Fabaceae. The record is from the annotation of a GenBank genome assembly.
AUGUUGAUAUGGGCAUUAGACAAUCCCGCUCCCGCUAACUACUUGAUCAUAUCCGGCGACAUAGACCUCUCCACCGCGCUUCACAAACUCAGCCUGCGAAGUUACAACAUUCUUCUCGUGCAUCCGCCGCAAGUUUCUCCCUCUUCGCCGGCGGUGGCCCUCUCUACGUUGCCGAUUCCGACUAAAAUAGCCUCCGUUCUCGUCAACUCCAACUACGCCGUCUCCAUCUUUGCCUACGGCGACAUCAACCGCAUUCCGCGGCCCAUCCAACAUGCCCUCUCCAACAUCCCCGCCGAUGUGAAAGAUAGGGGCAAGAACAUCCUUGUGGACAUGUUGAUAUGGGCACUAGACAAUACUGCUCCCGCUAACUACUUGAUCAUAUCCGGCGACAUAGACCUCUCCACCGCGCUUCAAAAACUCAGCCUGCGAAGUUGCAAUAUUCUUCUCGCGCAUCCGCCGCAAGUUUCUCCCUCCUUCUUCGCCGCCGCUAAAGUCGUUUGGCGUUGGACAAUCCUCUCUGCCGGCGGUGGCCCUCUCUAA